CUCUGUACUGAUUAGCGCUGAUUAGGACCCAUAACGAUUUACGUUAAUUUCGUUGCCUAUAAAACUUCUUAAUAGUCACUCAAAUUGAUACGUGAAUGCGAACUGACGGGUUCGUCGAAUGCGCAAACUCGCAUCUGUUUCAUGAAACGAAAGAUAUGUUUAAUGAAGAAUAUUAUCAUUGUUUUAAUAAUUGUAACUGUACAUUUCCACUACAAAAAUAUAAAAAUUUGUAUAUAUGUAGUAAAGUAUUUAAAUAUUUACGAAAUCAGUAAGAGUGUAGAAUACAAACCGAAGUUAUUGCUCCCCUUCCAUCGGGCUACAUCUACAUCUACAUCUCGACAAAAGAAUAGGAGAAAAUACCGGAGUGGUGAACACGUGUUUCUUUCGACAACCUCUUUUAGAGUUCAUAAAUAAUUUAUUAUAAAAAAUGGGAAAAGUAAGGACGAAGAGAAGAAAAUUCCACAAAGAAAAUCCUACGGGACUUCCAUCGGUGAAAGAUUUUGAUUUAGAAGAAGCGGAGACUGUCACGAACGAAGACAGGGAAAUUGCAUUGCAACGAGUACUCGAAGAGAUACAGUCUGCCAAUAUCGAAGAAAAGUUGUCUGGUUUGCAAACGAUGGAAUCAAUGUGCUGCGAUACGUUACUUGCCGUACAAAUCGCCAGCAAUCGUAUAGCUAAAAUUUUGGGACCGUCACUACUUGACCCAAACGCAUCGGUAAGAGCCUGUAGUGCAAGUGCGUUAAGAACUGUCGUGGAACAUGGUGACGAGAAAGCUCACGAGAUUUUAAUGAUAGAUGAUGUCAUGUCCCCGAUCUGCGCUUCGUUGAAACAAUAUCUAGAUUGGCAGCCAAAAGAUGAUAAAAGGAAAGGUGAUAAUGACCAAGCAUUCCUCCAAACGAUCCUGUUGCUGUCAACAUUGUGUGAAUACAAUGAACAAGCAAUAUUACAUUGUAAUAGAGAGAAUAUUGUGUCAUUAUUAAUCAAAUUCCUGGACAUAACUGUGUACGGAAUAGAAAUUGUCACAGUUGUUACAAAAUAUUUGUCGUGUUUGUUGGAUGACAAUCUCGCUGCUGUUAAACAGCUUAGCAGUUACGAGGAUACUGUACUUCAGCUUUUAACGUUUGAAUCGAAUGAUAAAAAUAAUGCUGAUGCUAUUUGUCUUAAAACUGCUGUGAGUGGCCUAUUGUUGCAUCUAGCUAGUUAUACAGAAAAUACUUCGAUUAUUUGUACAAUAGUAAAUGUGCUUUCGAGCACUCUUUCAAUUGAUCACAAUUUCUUAUUAUGCGAUUUGGUUUCUAUUUUACCGCAUGAGAAAAAUGCUUUGUCGAGCAGUGCAAAGAAAAGAGUGCGGAAUGACACAAGUAUUCUUGGUGCGCAGCAGCAUGCUUUAGCGAUUUUGGCUAACUUAUCAGUAUACAAGGAUGAAGACAGCGAGAGUGAAUUUGAUUUUGAUGAUUUGGACUGUGAAACCGAGGAUACAAACGAUGAAAGGAUGGAAGAAACACCUCCAAACGCUUCCCUACCAGUGGAGGUAGUCGAAAUUUUUAAGAGUUGUGCCAUAAUAGAUAAAGUAUGGGACAAAACGAAAGCAGUUGAUACGGAUACGAUAGAAAUACUAGAACAAAAUACCGAUGGAAAGGAAAUUAUAAAUGAGAUGCGCUUACUAAACGCGAGGGCUUAUUAUUGUUUAACCAAUUUGAUAUCGAGUUCAGAACUUGAUGUGCUCGGUGGGACGAACAAUGUAUACAGAAUGUGGAUUGAUAUUGGAACGUUCGUAUUCAAAAAUGCGGAUCCAACCGAUAAAAAUUUAGUAGAAUCCGCGGCGGCGGCAUUGAGUGCGGCUAUUAAAAAGUUGGCCCAACCGAAUAUCAAAGUUUUCGAUCGAUUAACGUUGAACGACAUCGAGUUCAUGAUUGACGGAGAACGUCGGUAUCCAAACCCUGACGUUCGACUGCACUUGAUGCGAAUAUUAGGGAGUUUGGCUUGCAUUUUAAGGUUUAAAGAUAAUAUUCCUCCCGACCAUUACGAAGUGAUUAAGCGUGUAUCCAUGUUCUUAUUGGAUAACAGCAUGAGUGAACCUUUGGUUUGGAUUAUGGCAGAGGCUAUGGACGCGAUAAUGGACAUAUUUUCGGACGAUGACAGUGAGCAGAUACUGCGAAUCGAGCAAGAGAUUCAAUUGGUAGAAAAAUUGAAAUCUCUCGUACCGAUCUUUAAGAAGAGGUUAAAACAGCAAAAGAAAGAUUUGGGAGACCACUUUGCUACGAUAUCUACGGUGAAUGGGAAUAUCACAAGGUUCAUAAAGUACAAAGAGUCCAGAAUGUAAAGUAAAGCUUUGUAAGCUUUGCUCUAAUCUGUAUUAUACAGUUUGUUAACGCGUAACGUUGUAAAAUAAGACGUAAUCCUAUUUACAGUAUAAAUAUAAUAUUAAAACUUUGUAAUUAAUUGUUAAGUUUUAACAAUAAAAGCUUUGCGUAUCUCGCAA
This is a messenger RNA of Ceratina calcarata, 2482 nucleotides long. RefSeq names its product HEAT repeat-containing protein 3. The record is from RefSeq and is a predicted model, not a curated record. The transcript has 6 exons. The coding region runs from base 428 to 2323 and encodes 631 amino acids. Lineage: Eukaryota; Metazoa; Arthropoda; Insecta; Hymenoptera; Apidae. Gene Ontology annotation, biological process: protein import into nucleus; ribosomal large subunit biogenesis.